Molecule: messenger RNA, 12336 nt
Organism: Alligator mississippiensis (American alligator)
Lineage: Eukaryota; Metazoa; Chordata; Crocodylia; Alligatoridae
Gene: EGFR
Product: epidermal growth factor receptor
Exons: 28
Coding region: 301-3981 (1226 amino acids)
Biological process (GO): cell surface receptor protein tyrosine kinase signaling pathway; protein phosphorylation; negative regulation of apoptotic process
Cellular component (GO): basal plasma membrane; signaling receptor complex
Molecular function (GO): epidermal growth factor binding; epidermal growth factor receptor activity; ATP binding
Source: RefSeq, a predicted model, not a curated record
CCCGCCCCGCCGGCAGCAGGGGAAAGUUUUGGCGAGCGAGGCGGCCCGGGCGGAGCUCCCGGCGGAGGAAGACCGCAGCCACCCCCGGCCCGACCCAGCGCCCGCGUGGGGCCGGCGGCUGCGACCCGCAGCUCCCCCCUCUCCAGCCCAGCCCAGCAGCAGCGCCGCCUCCUCCCGAGUCCGUGCCCGCCCCCCUGCAGCAUGGGCAGUGCAGUGGCGGCCGCCGGGAGCCCGGGCGCGCGGGGCUGAGAGCAGCAGCACCAGCCACGGGAUUACAGCAGCAGCAGCGGCAGCGCCGGGAUGCGGGACAGCAGGAGCCGCCGCCUGGGCGCAGGAGCCAGAGCCGGCCGGGCCGGGGCAGCCGCUAUCCUGCUGCUGCUGCUCGGGCCGUGCUCCGCCGUGGAGGAGAAGAAAGUAUGCCAAGGAACAAGUAACAAGCUGACACAGCUGGGGAAUCUGGAGGACCAUUUCAUCAGCCUGCAGAGGAUGUAUAGCAACUGUGAGAUAGUACUUGGCAAUCUGGAGAUAACGUAUGUGGAGCGCAAUUAUGAUCUCUCAUUCCUGAAGACGAUACAGGAGGUUGCAGGUUAUGUGCUCAUAGCGCUCAACACUGUGGACAGCAUUCCAUUAGAGAAUCUCCAGAUCAUCCGUGGGAAUGUGCUGUAUGAUGGCUUUUAUGCACUGGCAGUUUUAUCCAAUUAUCAAAUGAAUAAAACCAAGGGACUCAGGGAGCUGCCAAUGAAACGGCUGUCAGAAAUUCUUAGUGGAGGAGUUAAAAUCAGCAACAAUCCCAAACUAUGUAACAUGGACACAGUUCUCUGGGAUGAUAUUAUUGAUAUCAGCAAAAAACCUCGUCUGCUUUUGGAUUCUCCAAGUAAUCUGACUAAUUGUCCAAAAUGCCAUUCAAACUGCACAGAAGAUCACUGCUGGGGUGCUGGAGAAACGAACUGUCAAACAUUGACAAAAGUCAUCUGUGCCCAGCAGUGCUCAGGCCGGUGCAGGGGAAGGGUCCCCAGUGACUGUUGUCAUAACCAGUGUGCCGCUGGGUGUACAGGGCCUCGAGAGAGUGACUGUCUGGCAUGUCGCAAGUUUCGCGAUGAAGCAACCUGCAAGGAUACUUGCCCACCUUUAGUUCUGUAUAAUCCCACCACCUACCAGAUGGAUGCCAAUCCAGAUGGAAAAUACAGCUUUGGAGCCACGUGUGUGAAGAAAUGUCCCCAUAACUAUGUGGUGACAGACCAUGGCUCCUGUGUUCGGUCAUGUAAUGUUGAUACCUAUGAAGUGGAAGAAAAUGGUGUUCGGAAAUGUAAAAAGUGUGAUGGGAUUUGCAGCAAAGUUUGCAAUGGGAUCGGAAUAGGUGAACUUAAAGGGAUUCUCUCCAUCAAUGCUACAAAUAUUGACUCUUUCAAAAAUUGUACCAAGAUCAAUGGGGAUGUCAGCAUCCUGCCAGUAGCAUUCUUUGGUGAUGCAUUCACAAAAACCAAACCUUUGGACCCAAGGAAACUAGAUGUCUUUAAAACAGUCAAGGAAAUAACAGGGUUUUUGUUGAUUCAAGCUUGGCCUGAAAAUGCCACCGAUCUCUACGCUUUUGAAAAUCUGGAGAUUAUAAGAGGCAGAACUAAGCAACAUGGUCAGUAUUCUCUUGCUGUAGUUAACCUAAUGAUACAGUCCCUGGGAUUGCGCUCGCUCCAGGGAAUAAGUGAUGGUGAUGUGGCCAUCAUGAAAAACAAAAACCUCUGCUACGCUGAUACAGUGAAUUGGCACAGCCUAUUUGCAACACCUACUCAGAAAACAAAAAUUGCACAAAACAGAAAUAAAACUGAAUGUGCCACUGCAAGACACGUGUGUGACCCCUUAUGUUCAGAUGUUGGGUGUUGGGGGCCAGGACCCUCCCAUUGCUUUUCCUGUCGUUUCUUCAAGCGUCAGAGGGAAUGUGUGAACCAGUGCAAUAUAUUGCAAGGAGAGCCAAGAGAAUUUGAAAAAGACUCUGAAUGUCUCCCGUGUCAUGCAGAAUGCCUGGUGCAAAACUCAACAGCAUACAAUGCAACUUGCACAGGACCUGGACCAGACAACUGUAUGAAGUGUGCCCAUUAUAUUGAUGGUCCUCACUGUGUUAAAUCCUGCCCAGCUGGAGUCCUGGGUGAGAAUGAUACCUUAGUCUGGAAAUAUGCAGAUGAAAAUUCAGUUUGUCAGCUCUGCCAUCCAAAUUGCACUCGGGGGUGCAAAGGGCCCGGUUUGGAAGGAUGUCCAAAUGGCUCCAAAAUCCCAUCUAUUGCAGCUGGUGUUGUUGGAAGUCUCCUUUGUUUGGUUGUGAUUGCUUUGGGGAUUGGUCUUUACCUACGCAGGCGGCAUAUUGUUAGAAAGCGUACGCUGCGCAGGCUUCUUCAGGAGAGGGAGCUUGUUGAACCUCUAACACCCAGCGGGGAAGCACCAAACCAAGCUCAUCUGAGGAUUUUAAAGGAAACUGAAUUUAAAAAGGUCAAAGUUCUGGGCUCUGGAGCUUUUGGUACUGUUUAUAAGGGACUCUGGAUUCCUGAAGGAGAGAGAGUUAAAAUUCCUGUUGCUAUUAAGGAAUUGAGAGAGGCUACAUCGCCAAAAGCCAAUAAGGAAAUACUUGAUGAAGCUUAUGUAAUGGCUAGCGUUGACAAUCCUCAUGUAUGCCGCUUGCUGGGAAUCUGCCUUACUUCCACCGUCCAGCUUAUCACACAGCUUAUGCCAUAUGGCUGCCUCCUUGACUACAUCCGAGAGCACAAGGACAACAUUGGCUCCCAGUACCUUCUCAACUGGUGUGUGCAGAUUGCAAAGGGAAUGAACUACUUGGAAGAACGUCGCUUGGUGCAUCGUGACCUGGCUGCCAGAAAUGUCCUUGUUAAAACUCCUCAACAUGUGAAGAUCACUGAUUUUGGAUUGGCAAAACUACUUGGUGCUGAUGAGAAAGAGUACCAUGCAGAAGGAGGCAAAGUUCCGAUUAAAUGGAUGGCCUUGGAGUCAAUUUUACACCGCAUUUAUACCCAUCAAAGUGAUGUCUGGAGUUAUGGUGUCACAGUCUGGGAAUUAAUGACAUUUGGAUCAAAGCCUUACGAUGGGAUUCCAGCCAGUGAAAUUUCAUCCAUCUUGGAGAAAGGCGAGCGUUUGCCUCAGCCUCCAAUCUGUACCAUUGAUGUGUAUAUGAUCAUGGUCAAGUGCUGGAUGAUUGAUGCCGACAGCCGCCCAAAGUUUCGGGAGCUGAUUGCCGAGUUCUCCAAAAUGGCUCGAGACCCCCAGCGUUAUCUUGUUAUACAGGGAGAUGAAAGAAUGCACUUGCCAAGUCCUACAGAUUCGAAGUUUUAUCGCACCUUGAUGGAAGAGGAGGACAUGGAAGAUGUUGUUGAUGCAGAUGAGUACCUCAUUCCACAGCAGGGAUUCUUCAACAGCCCUUCAAUAUCCCGGGCUCCCCUCUUGAGCUCAUUGAGUGCCACCAGCAACAAUUCAACCACAACCUGCAUUGAUAGAAAUGGGCAAGGGCAUCCAGUGAGAGAAGACAGCUUUGUCCAGCGGUACAGUUCAGACCCAACUGGUGUUUUCUUGGACAGGAGCAUAGAUGAUGGCUUCCUGGCUGCCCCUGAAUAUGUAAAUCAGUCGAUCCCCCCAAAACCACCUGCCUCUCUGGUACAGAAUCCAAUCUACAACAAUUUCUUGCUCCCAGCAGAUUCAAAGCCCUCUACAGACUCAAGAUGUCAGAAUUCCCACAGCACAGCAGUGGACAACCCAGAAUAUCUCAACACAAACCAGUCUCCUUUUGCCAAAACGAUUUUUGAGAGCUCCCCUUAUUGGGAACAAACUGCCAAUCACCAAAUAAAUCUGGACAACCCUGACUACCAGCAGGACUUUUUACCUAAGGAAACAAAGCCUAAUGGCCUGUUUAAAGUUCCUGCAGCAGAAAAUCCUGAAUACUUAAGGGUAGCAGCACCAAAAAGUGAAUAUAUUGAAGCCUCAGCAUGACCACAGAGAAUCCCAUCUUGCAGUAAUAAGAAUGGAAAUCCAGGUGAAUACUCUGACUGCUGCAAGAUAUUAACAGGUAGAACAGUAUCCACAAUGCACGCUUUUUCCUUUCAAGCAUGUGGGCUGAAUUCACCAAGCUCAUUUUACAGCAUAAGGUGGGCCUUUUCUUGCCCAUUUCCAUACGUAACUUAGGCACAUACCAUCCACUUGUAUGCAUGUUGGGAUAAAGCAAAGACUUAUGCAAAUAAGAAAUUGCAGGAACAUUCCUUCUGUUUUCAAAUGGUAGCAUUAUAAAAAGCCAUUUGGGGAUGAAUUUUAAGAGCUGUCCUCAUUGUAAAGUUGAAUUCCUUUCUACAGUGCACAUUUUUUUGUAAACUUUUCUAUCAGGAGUUUUUUGGAUCUCUGAGAAGAUCACAAGCUUAUACUGUUGGACUGUUGUAUGACCUUCAGAUAGCCAGAAAAAGAAAAGAGCAAGACAUUAUUUAAUAUGGUAAGAAGAGUUUUGCAAAACUUUUGGAACAUAAAUAGUUGUUCCAAGUCAUUGUACCUUGGAUAUUGGCUCCAUUUCCUGCUUCUUCAUACAACCAGGGAGAAGAAAACAUCUGGGAGAACUGGGGAGAUUCUGCUCAGUAAGGUGUUUUUUAAUGGAACAGGUUGGAUGGCAGCCCACAUUCCCUACUGACCACUACUGUUGAAAACCAACAGGGAGAACUCAGCACAUAGAAGAGUUGCUUAUUAAGUACUUGCUAGGUUAUUGUCUGUAAGGUGAAUACCAUGCUUUCAGUCUGUUCCAUUGUUUAGCUCUAGACUUGUCAAACAUUACACUUUUUAUAAAUGGUACUUUUAAAGAUGUUGCUGAAACUGAAAAAUGAAGAACCAAAUUCCCUUCGAUUCAAACUUUAUUGGGCAAACUUGCUAAAUGUCAAGGAAAUGCAAAAAGUUUGUAAGUGGAAUCAUCAGCAAGACAGCAAGUGAUUAGAAUACAAAUGGGCAAAAUUUAAACUUGGCAUGGACAAAAAUGCAAAAAAUUUGGCCCAGGAAAUAAGUUGUUUUUUGUUUUUUUUUUAAAGUAGCUCAAACAAUGAAUCCUUUUCUUGUAAAAAUAAAUGGGUAAAGAAAGGAUUUAAAAAUGUGCGAGCAUUAUUAUUUAAUUUUGUAGUUAUUGUUUAUUAUUAUUAUUAUUAUUAUUAUUAUUAUUAAAAAAUAACCCCAUUGCAGAGGAAAGCCAAUAGCUGAGGCACAACAGGGGAACAGCUUGUCACUUAGUUAUCUACCAUGUUAAGCUCUCCCUGUCCUGGGAAUGGAAGGAAUCAGAGAAACAACGAGAAUAUACCUCAAAACAUUUGAUCUAUUUGACUCUUCUGUAAUGUAAGGCUAGAGAAAAUUCUAAAGGAGUCUGUCUCCUUUGAUAAUCCCAGCACAAAUAUCUAAUGGUCACAGUGGAAUAGUCAGUCAUUCCAGGUAAAUAUUUGUCUUGAUAAGAAAAAUAUACCUUCUAUUGAUUUUGUAUAUAAAACUUACUAUACCAGAAGCUACCAAGAUUACCAGAAGCUUCUUUUAUUGUGAAUAGGCUGGGAGGGAGAACUACUUCCAGAACUACUGGAAACUUGUCAGUACUUUUUGUUAAUGUUUUUCCAUAUCUUCUUUGAAAGGAGUAGGGAAAAAUAAUACUUAAAGCACUGAUUCCAAGAAUAAUAGUAAUAUGGAGACAUCUCCCACCUAAUUUGGAAAACACUACAACCCACUGCAAUACUGUUGAUCUGUAAAACUGUAGGAAACUGUCAGAUUAUACCAUGAAUAUAAAUUGAAUUGUCCUGUUUUGCAGAAUACUGAAGUGUAGCUUUGCACUGAUAACCUGCACAGAUGCAGUAAAAUGUCAGUAACAAUCCAGAAUCUGGUACAAGAAAGGAAAUAUGGUUGAAAUUCAUGUGUUGUGUCCUAUCCUUAGGUAUAUCCCUCUCACAAUGACUGAAUCCGAAUCAGAGCCUUACAGGGAAUGCAAUGUCUCACUUUGAUUCUUUAAUGCUUAUUUAAAGCAUUAAAUAAAAUUCUGCUCUCCAAUACAAAUUUACACUUGUAUAUCUGAGAACAAAAUUCAGUGAAUUGUGUUGUGAAAAUGCAAUAGAUGCGUGUGUCAAGACAUCUUCUUUUUUCAUUAACAGUCUCAUACGGUAAGGAUAGACACGCAUGAAAGAUUGUAACAGAAGCCAUAAACAGUUAAUUAGUAUGCUAAAUUUAUUGCAUCUCCCAGCAAUAUAGCAUAAUACAAUAUUAUGUAUUUCAUUAUAGAGUCUUUACUAUACCACAGAAGGAUUAAGGGUUAAAAAUGUUAUUUAAAAACAAUACACACUUAAGAUGUAGCACAAUUUUAGCAGCAUUAUGUAGCAUGGAAACUAUAUAAUACAGGUUAACCUCCCUGUACUUUUCAACAAGGAUUUUAUAACAUAGCUACCUUGAAAUCUGAAUCAUGUAACUCUGUUUAUUCAGAGUUUCAGAAAUUUAAAGUUGGGUUGUUUGUCUUUUAAUUUAUAUUUUUUAAAUCAGAAAGUUGAUAUAUAUAUAUAUAUAUAUAUAUGCUACCUUCUCAUGCAAGUAUUCUCUCUAGUUUAUGAACUAUCAAUGUAUGUCUUGACUCCAAGCUUACAAACUAGUAAUAUUUUAAAACAAUGUUAAUAAAUAAGUAUCAAAUAAGCCAUGAUUUUUCUAAUAGGCAGCUCAUCACUAACUUGAAAGUAGCAAGUAUAUUAGUGUCAGCUCAGCUUCCUUGCAUUAAAUCAAGACUCUCUGGGCAUUUGUAUACAUGCUUGCACUGCAGCACUGGGAGUUCUAAAGGCACGCGGUGCUUCAGCGCAUGCAUUUGUAUAAAGGGUGACAUGUUCAUCAGUGCUGAGAAAAUGGCAGCAGCACGGUUUUGAACUAAAAUACAGCAGAGGUGUUUCAGUUAAAAAAUGCACCACCAUCAUUUUCUCAGCACUGACUCACAUUUUGCUGUUUAUACAAAUGCAUGUGAUGCAGCGCCGGGUGCAUCAGGUCACAUGCGGAGCAGACUUAAUUAAUCGAGUCUGUUCUGACAUGCUGGAUCUCCAUGCCCCCCUCCCUCCCUUGCUACGCUGCAUACCCAGACACCCCUGCUGCUGCACAGCACACCCCUACUAUUGCUCCCUGUGCCUCCCUGCUGCAAACCAUGCUCCCAUGCCCCAACUUGUCCUUAGCUUCCCAGCUGUGAGCUUCCCCACUCCACCAAGGCACUCAGGCAUGCUGGGCUACAGGCUCCCCCAGCACUGACAGCUCUGCUGUGCUACCUUUCCCUCUUGGGCAGGGGCAGGACCAAUAAGGAGAUGCUGGAGAGAGCGGGAUCCUGGACACCUCAGCUACUGUUGUAGCCGGAGCAAUGGGGGGGGAGCAGCAGCCAGGUAAUGUCCGGGGGGGGGCACUGCAAUUUAAUCCCUUGUGGGCCAGCAGUUAGACAUCUCUGUAUGAAACCAUUUCUAAUGCUAUUUAAGAAUAUUAUUGUAACUAAAUGGUGUAAAUGAUCGUUUUUUGUACUUAAGCACAACAGUGGUGCCAAGCAGGGAUCCUGCUUAGAACCAUAGGUAACUGAAAGGAUAAAAGGUGGCUACGGACCCACUUCACAGUUAUGGGAUUUUGCUAGAUGUGCUGUUCUGUGAACUGUGCCCACUAGAGGGCAACAAUAAGCUUAAAUCUCUGAGUGCUGGUAAAGGAGAAUGUUUUUACAUUUUUAAUAUGGAAGCACUUCCUGAUUUUGAUGAGUUGGCAACGAUAUUGAAUUGCAAGAUUAGCAGAAAAGAAGCACCUCUUGUGUAAAGGUCUAUUAUAAAUAAAACAUUUUCUAAAUACUAGAAUUUUAGAGACCAAUGCAACUUUAAGAGGUCUUGUAUUGCCUGUUAACAAGAAAAAAUUGCCUAAACUAUGAGAUCCUGCAGACCACAACAGAUUUUGUAGAAUUCCACGUCAGAAGUGUUUUGAAAAACAUCACCACCAAUAAAUUUCAAUGUAGGGAGGAAUGCUGCUGGAGAGGACUAUAUGUACUUGAUAUUUCACAACUGAUAACAAUUCAAAUAUUUUUAAAAUAAUUUCACAGUAAAACCAUACACACAGAGAUCAUUACAAAUUCUGAUCAACUGCAGAAUGCCAAGUAAUCCAACCUAAAGUCAGAAUUGUUGCAUCAUUUUAGUCUUGUUCAGCGUUCUUUGCACACUGCCUAGCUUAGAUUGGCUUGAAAUUGCUUUGUUUGAACUAGGAGAGUUGGGAAGGGAAAUGUGGUUAAAGUGAAUUCACUGCCAAGUUUGAUGCCUUAGGCUGCAAACAGACUCAUAGAUUCAUAGAUGUUAGGGUCGGAAGGAACCUCAAUAGAUCAUCGAGUCCGACCCCCUGCAUAAGCAGGAAAGAGUGCUGGGUCUAGAUGACCCCAGGUAGAUGCUCAUCUAACCUUCUCUUGAAGACCCCCAGGGUAGGGGAGAGCACCACCUCCCUUGGGAGCCCGUUCCAGACCUUGGCCACUCGAACUGUGAAGAAGUUCUUCCUAAUGUCCAAUCUAAAUCUGCUUUCUGCUAGCUUGUGGCCAUUGUUUCUAGUAACCCCCGGGGGCGCCUUGGUGAAUAAAAACCCACCAAUUCCCUUCUGUGCCCCCGUGAUGAACUUAAAGGCAGCCACAAGGUCGCCUCUCAACCUUCUCUUGUGGAGGCUGAAAAGGUCCAGUUUCUCUAGUCUCUCCUCGUAGGGCUUGAAACAUCUCAUUUAUCCCAGGAUAAAUCCUAAAACAGUUUACUAGCUAAGAAGUACUAACAGUUUAUCCAAGGAUAUUGCAGACUACAUCCUGGGAUUACAUCAAAUGGUAGAAAAGCAGUGCUGCAUUCAGCCACUCACUAAACUGUGAUCAGAAGGACAGCACGUACAUGCCAAUCCUGGGAUAUGAGUCAAACAAGUUGAGCACUUCAUAUUGGAGAGUAUCUGAGAUAUCUUGAGUCUGAGCGUGACUCAUGAUUAUGUCAGCAAGACAUUUUGCAUUUCCUGACAAGCAUGCAUUUUUCAGAGUAAAAUUCAACAUCUGCUAUAGCACACAAGCUGCUACCUCUUCAAUGUCAGUGGUUAAAACUGCUCUAGCUUUUUUCUUUUACAUUUCUCUGUGAGAAAACAUUUUAAUUGAGACAAAGUAAUCACAUGUAUUUGUAUUCCCCCUUCUUACUGAAAAUGUACACUAAUGAAACCUUAAACUCUGUAUAAUAACACUGCCAAGCAUGACAUGUUUUAUAGUGCUGUUAGAUCACCACUAAACCAGACUUUUUGUAUUGAAAUCCUGGCUUUCUACCUUUGUUUCCUCAGUGUGUUUGGUUUCUUCUCCGCUCAAACUUACAACUUGUUAAGAAGACUUCAAAAAAAAAAUGAAAUAGGGGAAAAAAAGAAUUUAUAUAAAAGAAAAACAAGAUAUCUUUUAAUAGCUUUUUAAACAGGCUGCAUUAGGACCAAAGAUAGAAUGUCUUAUUUUAUUGCUUUAAAUUAACUGACUGUAAAUUCCACAACAUUUUGUCUAGGAGAGUGGGGAAGAACAGGUCCCUGGUGCUAGCCCUGCCACAGAAUAUGCAGGAAGUUCUGCUACAAGGUGUGGGUCUCGGCAUGAAAACAGACUUGCCAUACAAAUGCAGUCUGGAGAAUUGGGACCAUAUAAGACUUGUGCCAAAUCUGGAGCCUUGACUCAAUUUUGCCUUAAAAAAAUCUACUCUGAAGAAAAAAACCCUUUCAUUGAAUUUAAUGGGAUGUUUGUCCAAUUAAGGACUUGAGUGAAAAAUGAAUGAAGUUGGCUUUGGCUCAUUGUCAGGCAAAAUAUAGAUUUGCAGAGGAUGAGUGAUUUAGAUCACUGCUUUUUAGGUAUGUGGGCAGACAAUAAGACUAGAGACUUGCAAGCAUGUUUUUGGCUAAAUAUUAAUGAUGGGGGAGCUCAAAACAUGAACAUUUCAUGAGAAACUUCUGUUUCCCUGCCAUUGCUUCUGCCUGCUUUGGAUGCUGUACACAAUUUGAGGGCUCCUACUUCUCAUUAACCCUAUGGACUCAGAAUUAUAGUUGUAAUUUUCUAUUAAUAUUAAUGGCAGUCAGUGCGCAUAUAUCCUUUAUCCACCUAAAUGGAAAUCGGUACUUACAUGGUUCAGAAGGAUGGAAUAUUCUUAGGCUCUGACAUAGUCGAGGCACAGCAAUCACUCAGCAAUAUCUUAAUUAAGGAAAAACGUUUUUUAAGACAUAAAAAGAGAAUCUGGAACAUAGCUGCCAAAAACCACAUAAUAUAUUGAGCCAAAUCUUGGUCCCACUAAAGCCAAUGGAGAAAUGCCUUAAGCCAGACUGCGGUCAUUUAUGUUUUGCUGUUUUCUACAUCUUGCCCUUACCCUUUUCUAACUUCAUUGUGGUAAAAGAAGGGCAAGGGGGUGAGGAUAUGGGUGUGACACGAAGGAAAAUAUGCCACCUCAUUGUAACACCUCUCUACUAGUUUCAUGAGGGAUUUAUCUACAUGUAACAAUCAGUGUAACCAUCUUAACCCUCCCAGUUGUGCUGGAGUUUGCCCAAAACAUCCUUUUAAUAUUCUAUAAUCCAUCUGAUGGGUGGAGAUUUUCCAAAGCUAUCAGUGUUGCUCUGACAGUUUGUAAAAGGGGUUGUGUGAAACCGAGAGGCCUGUGAUAGCUGGGGCUUAUGUACCUAACUCUGUACCCACUGAAAUCAAUAGGAGUUUUAGCACUGUGUUUGUACUGCAUCAAAGCACAAUGAAACUAAUGUUAAAUGGUUUUGAAAAUCCUUCCUUCCCACUACACAUAGAGAUCCUAUGGAUCCAAUGCCCAUUUUAAGCUGGUCUUUAAUAAUGCAAUCAACUGAGCAUAAGGAAUAAUGUCUUGGUUUUAACAUACUCUUAAGCAAUAUCUCUAUGGGUAUAGAUGGUACCUUUCAAUAAUUGUAAAAGUUUUCCAACUAUGGAAGCACUAUUUGUACAAAUAAACACUGUCUUUUUAUAUGGUUUCAUGAUUUAUACUAUUGAUUAAAGAUUGUUUGUAUAUUGAGCGAUAAAAAAUAAGGUGUAUAUUAUUCUUUUAAAUUGUUUUUAAUUUUUGAAGCGCAUUUAUUGUAAUAUACUGUUGCACUGGGGGAGGAUCAUGUUGGCUGGUUUGUAGGGUAAUUAUCUGUGGAUGAGUUAAUGGUAAAGGUUCUUUACUGAUAGACUUUGAAAUGUAAAAUGGUGUCACCAUGGGGAUUUAUCCAGAGCCUAGUGAAGCUAAUAACAUAAGGUACCUACUCUCCCUCUAGUACUUUUUAGCUCCCCUUCUGCCCAUUUUUUACUAUUGGAGUUUCAUAGUGUGAGAUAUGAUACCAGCUACUGUAGAUGCAAUAAGAAACCCCAGCUGAUGCUUAUCAAGGUGUUGGUGAAAUGUACCCUCCUGAAAUGGAGAGCCGUAUCUCAUUUUAAUUUUUCCACAAGCAUAGAUACCAAAUCAAAGCAACCCCUUGCUUUGAAGUUCUUAGGGUAUUUUGCUGUUGGCCAUUUAUAAGUUAGGUACAAUUGUGAGUUGUACAACAGAAGUGCAAGGUGAGGGGGUAUAAAUACAUUUAAGAAAACUACAAUCACUAAAAGAUUUCUGUACAUAGGGAAUUACAUAAGAAAAUAGAGAAAAAGAAAGUAAAGGGAAUAAAAUGUAGAACCUACCACACUAAGCAAGAGUAAAAUGGGUCGUGUAACAAAGCAAUGAAAUCUGUAUGCUAAUACAGUAAGGAGAAGAUGUGCCUGUCAGUGAAAUAAUGGGAACACUAGGACUGCAAAAACAAUGGAAAAUGCUGUCAACUAAUCCUGUACAAGGAAGCCCAGGGAUCUUCUAUAUACAUGGCAUUAGACAAUCCAAGAUGUGCAACUCUCCCCUGAGUGUAAAAAGUUGCACAGAAGGAUCAAAGGAUCUUAAAUGUAAUGGAGAUUUCCAUCGGAUUUAGAGAAGGGAGCAAAAAGCUAUUCUGUAAUCCUCUAAAAGGAAAAUACCUUUUUGUUGCAGAGAUGGUAAAGAACAGCUAAUUUGGAACUGGGAUCAUGAAGCACAAGAUCAGCCUGGAUAAGUCCCCUUUCAAAUGACUUGUAAUUUAAAAAAACAUUUUUUUUUGGUUUAUACAUAAAUUUUGUACACAGGAAAAAGCCACUACAGCACCUCAACAUUAUUUUCCUUUCAUCUGAUUCUUUCCAAUACAUAGACUGCAUGCGGAACCACCUUGACAUAUUUUAUGCAGAAACUGUCUAGUCUUAAAACACCUAUUACAGAAAUGUCUAAUGCACAUUAAUGCAUGAUAUUUUUAUUUUAAUAAAAUUAAUUGAAUAUA